Molecule: messenger RNA, 907 nt
Organism: Phytophthora nicotianae INRA-310
Lineage: Eukaryota; Oomycota; Peronosporomycetes; Peronosporales; Peronosporaceae
Exons: 1
Coding region: 19-744 (241 amino acids)
Biological process (GO): regulation of transcription by RNA polymerase II
Cellular component (GO): mediator complex
Molecular function (GO): transcription coregulator activity
Source: RefSeq, a predicted model, not a curated record
CACCCCCGAAAUCUCACCAUGGACGCGCCGAAGACACUCGAGGAGGAGGACUUGGAGGCCGAGCCGGACCAGUUUCUUGCAGACCUGCCUCCCUCAGGCCGCGGCGAAGGCUCUGGUGCCUCUGCAUCAACCUCCGGACUGCAACCCACCCCGUCAGCAUCGUCGUCCGCCGCCUCGGAGCUGCAGGAGCGCCGUGCACAGGUGGGAGCCAGUCCGUAUUUGGCCCCGUUCACGCCCAGUGGAUCCCCUCCGAGGCCCAAGACGCCGUCCACCACUGGUGGACGCUCGUCCACUAGCAGCAGUCGAACUACCAAGCCGCAGCUUGUGCCCAUGGGGCGAGGAGCAGCAGGAGGAGCCUUCGGAGCGGGCCCCGCGCUCCCUCGAGACGACGUGGUGAAGCAUUUGCCGCCCAAAUUGCUCGAAACGCUGGUGGACGUCGUGCGGACGCUGGACCAGCUGGCGGACGGCGUAGCGGACUUCCGUCCGGAUCAGUUGGGCUUCCUCAGUGACAAGGCCCAGCGAUACGUGGAGCUGCUGCAACAAGCGGACAAAGCGGCUGCUGAGUACAGCGCCGACAUCCCAUUGCAGGUGCUACGAAUGAUGGAGGAAGGCUCCAACCCGGAGCUAUUCACGAAGAAUCAGCUGGACAAGUGCCAGGAGGAAAGCGGACAGGCAGCGGCCAAGGUUGAGACUCUCGAGAUGUUGAAGGGAGCGCUACAAACCGGACUAAACGAACUCAAGUGACGCACUUCUCAGUGCAACGUGAUUCUACGUCAGUCAUUCCAUUCAUUUUCUAUAGAAUCUCAGGUUGGAAACAAAAACAAAUAUUUACUUACCAAGGUCGAUAAUCUUGGGCGGAUUUACGUUAGUGUUGGUCUUUUGAAUGGAUCAAGUUUCAAAUUCGAUA